GUGCGGGAAGGGACACUGACCGGUAAGAGCAGUGGGCUACUAACCCUCUUGAGCAGGAUCGCUUCUGGUUGCUCCCCGGUCCUUGAGAGACAAGGAACCCCCGCUCCAAGAAAGCGGCUCCAGGAGGCAGCAUGCCCCAGAACGUGGUGCUCCCGGGCCCUGCGCCCUGGGGCUUCAGGCUGUCUGGGGGCAUAGAUUUCAACCAACCUUUGAUCAUCACCAGGAUUACUCCAGGGAGCAAGGCAGCAGCUGCCAACCUGUGUCCUGGAGAUGUCAUCUUGGCUAUUGAUGGCUUUGGUACAGAGUCCAUGACUCAUGCGGAUGCACAGGACAGGAUUAAAGCAGCAGCACACCAACUGUGUCUCAAAAUUGACAGGGCAGAAACUCGCUUGUGGUCACCACAGGUAUCCGAAGAUGGGAAGGGUCAUCCUUUCAAAAUCAACUUAGAAUCAGAACCCCAGGAUGUGAACUACUUUGAACACAAGCACAAUAUUCGGCCCAAACCUUUCAUAAUCCCGGGCCGAAGCAGUGGAUGCAGUACUCCGUCGGGUAUUGACUGUUGCAGUGGACGUAGCACUCCUUCUUCUGUCAGUACUAUUAGUACUAUUUGCCCAGGUGACUUGAAAGUUGCUGCUAAGAUGGCCCCUAACAUUCCUUUGGAAAUGGAGCUUCCUGGUGUGAAGAUUAUACAUGCUCAGUUUAAUACACCUAUGCAGUUGUACUCAGAUGACAAUAUUAUGGAAACACUUCAGGGUCAGGUUUCAACAGCUCUAGGGGACACAAUCCCAAUGAGUGAACCCACAGCCUCAGUGCCCCCACACUCAGAUGUGUACCGGAUGCUCCAUGACAAUCAGGAUGAACCCACUCAACCUCGACAAUCAGGCUCCUUCAGAGUGCUCCAGGAACUAGUCAACGAUGGCACCGAUGACCGUCCUGCUGGAACUAGGAGUGUGAGAGCUCCAGUUACAAAAGUCCACGGAGGGGCUGGCAGCACACAGAAAAUGCCAAUCUGCGACAAAUGUGGGAGUGGCAUUGUAGGUGCUGUCGUGAAGGCACGGGACAAGUACCGCCAUCCAGAGUGCUUCGUGUGUGCUGACUGCAACCUCAACCUCAAACAAAAGGGUUAUUUCUUUGUGGAAGGAGAGCUAUACUGCGAAACUCACGCAAGAGCCCGCACAAGACCCCCAGAGGGCUAUGACAUGGUCACUCUCUAUCCCAAAGCUUAACUAAUUCCCCUGCGGCUGGGAGCAUGCACACUCAGUCACAUGCACUCACACGGGAGGACAUGAAUGAUUUGGAGCAGGAGAAUAGCAAACUGUUGACUCUGAUUCUUAAAUCAAGGUGUUUAGAUAUUUAUCUGAUUAGGCGCUGAGGGAAAAAGAAUGAGAAGGAAAUAGCCACUAAAACAAAAAUAUACAUUUGCCUAUAUUGAUUGUGGCCUCCCCCCUCUUUUUUUUCUCUUUGGGAUUAACAAUAACUCCAUGACAUUUAAGCAGUAUUUUUUGUGUAUUUCAUACUCCACAAUUCACAUUCAUAUGAUGACCACCAAAUAUGUAAUCAUUAUGACAUACAUGGAGCAGUCUCAUUGUCUUUCCUUAACAAGUUGAUUUUGCAGUUGUAGCAAAUACCAAGUGAUAGUCCUGUGUUCUAACACAACCUGUAGUUGUCUGUUACCUGUUCUAACUACUAUAGUGCAUGUGAGGGAGAAAUUCCCUGGAUUUAUACAGUUUCCUAUUCAAACAACUGUACCACUGAAUGCAAGAAAUAAUAAAUAUAAAAUGUUUUUGAAGUA
Molecule: messenger RNA, 1792 nt
Organism: Erinaceus europaeus (western European hedgehog)
Lineage: Eukaryota; Metazoa; Chordata; Mammalia; Eulipotyphla; Erinaceidae
Gene: PDLIM3
Product: PDZ and LIM domain 3
Exons: 8
Coding region: 132-1226 (364 amino acids)
Biological process (GO): actin cytoskeleton organization; muscle structure development; heart development
Cellular component (GO): stress fiber; adherens junction; Z disc
Molecular function (GO): actin binding; muscle alpha-actinin binding
Source: RefSeq, a predicted model, not a curated record